Messenger RNA from Cooperia oncophora, 411 nucleotides. The record is from the annotation of a GenBank genome assembly. Lineage: Eukaryota; Metazoa; Nematoda; Chromadorea; Rhabditida; Trichostrongylidae.
AUGUUUUCGGACGCUGAAGAUCGUCUGAUGGUGGACCUCUUUCGAGGCUACAAUUCCCUCGUGCAACCCACAACGACUUCACCCGCGACCGAACUGCCAAUGAUCAUCAAGAUUGCAUGCAACUGCGAUGAGAAAGAACAAGUGAUGCACACAAACGUAUGGCUUACUCUGAGGUGGCGCGAUUUUCAAUUGCGUUGGGAACCGAAGGACUACGACGGAAUCACUCAGAUUCGUGUUGCGCCCGACAAAAUCUGGUUGCCGGACAUUGUUCUAUUCAAUAAUGCCGAUGGUAAUUACGAAGUUUCGUUCAUGUGUAACGCCCUUGUUCAUCAUUCUGGUGAAGUGCUUUGGGUACCGCCGGCUAUCUAUAAAAGCAGUUGUAUUAUUGGUACGUUUCUUACUGCUCAAUUA